AUGGAUCCCUACCCUUCUUCCUCUUCUUCCAUAGCUCAAAAAACCUGGGAACUCGAAAACAACAUAAUACCUAUAGACACUCCAACCCCAACAACGAUAGAGACUUCUUCUUCUUCUUCUUCUUCUCCGUCGGACGCGAUUUUUUACUACGAUGAAACAGCACAAACGAAAUUCCAACAAGAAAAACCGUGGUCUAACGAUCCGAAUUAUUUUAGACGAGUGAAGAUCUCUGCACUUGCGCUGUUGAAGAUGGUUGUUCAUGCUCGAUCAGGUGGGACUAUUGAAGUUAUGGGAUUAAUGCAAGGGAAAACUGAUGGGGAUUCUAUUAUUGUUAUGGAUGCUUUUGCUCUUCCUGUUGAAGGGACAGAGACGAGAGUUAAUGCUCAAGCUGAUGCUUAUGAGUAUAUGGUUGAUUAUUCUCAGACUAAUAAACAGGCUGGACGUUUGGAGAAUGUUGUUGGGUGGUAUCAUUCACAUCCUGGCUAUGGAUGCUGGCUUUCUGGUAUUGAUGUUUCAACCCAAAUGCUUAACCAGCAAUUUCAGGAACCGUUUUUGGCAGUUGUUAUUGAUCCAACAAGGACUGUCUCAGCUGGGAAAGUUGAGAUUGGGGCAUUCAGGACAUAUCCAGAAGGAUACAAACCUCCAGACGAUCCUGUUUCUGAAUAUCAAACUAUUCCUCUUAAUAAGAUUGAAGACUUUGGAGUCCAUUGCAAACAGUAUUAUUCUUUGGAUAUCACUUAUUUCAAGUCUUCUCUUGAUUGCCACCUCUUGGAUCUUUUAUGGAACAAAUACUGGGUGAAUACGCUUUCAUCUUCACCUCUCUUGGGUAAUGGAGACUAUGUUGCAGGACAAAUUUCUGAUUUAGCUGAGAAGUUGGAGCAAGCAGAGAAUCAAUUGGCACAUUCUCGGUUGGGACCAUUAAUGGCUCCUCCUCAAAGAAAGAAAGAAGAAGAAUCUCAACUUGCUAAAAUUACUCGUGAUAGUGCUAAGAUAACUGUGGAGCAGGUUCAUGGUCUAAUGUCACAGGUUAUCAAGGACAUCCUUUUCAACUCUGUUCGUCAAUCAAACAGAACUCGUACAGAGCCAUCUGACCCUGAGCCAAUGGUUGAAACCUGA
This is a messenger RNA of Dovyalis caffra, 1116 nucleotides long. The record is from the annotation of a GenBank genome assembly. Lineage: Eukaryota; Viridiplantae; Streptophyta; Magnoliopsida; Malpighiales; Salicaceae.